Molecule: messenger RNA, 3216 nt
Organism: Glycine soja
Lineage: Eukaryota; Viridiplantae; Streptophyta; Magnoliopsida; Fabales; Fabaceae
Product: leucine-rich repeat extensin-like protein 4
Exons: 1
Coding region: 350-2551 (733 amino acids)
Molecular function (GO): protein binding
Source: RefSeq, a predicted model, not a curated record
GUCUCGAGUAACGAAGCCAGAAAAAAAGUAAAUUUAAAAAAGAAAGCGAGUAACCAAGAGAUAGAGAAUCUGGUGGGCUUUGAGCUGUGAUUUAGCUGUCCUUUUGAUGCAUUAUUUCAUCCCCACUCUCUCUCUCUUCUCACACUCAUAUACGCUCCUUCACGCCUCACACACACUUCCAAAAUCCCUCUCUCUCUCUCACAUUGCACAUUGCACAUUGCACAUUGCACAUUGCAGCCAUUCUUCUCAGAUCUAUAGCAACGUCCAAGGAAAUCAACUUUCUCUUAAAGCACACUUUUAAAGUCUUUGUGUGUUGAGGCGUUUGGUUUCCUCAGAUGCCUCAUGUGAGAUGAGGAAGAAAACCUACUCCGACUUGUCUCUCUUUUUUCUUCCUCUCUUGCUCAUUCUAGUUUCACACUCUCUCUGUGCCUCCGCAUUCUCGCACAAUGGACCUCUCACAGACUCCCAAGUGUCUUUCAUCAAGCAGCGUCAGCUUCUGUAUUACAAGGACUACUUCGGUGACAGAGGUGAAAAGGUAACCCUCGAUCCCUCCUUCGUCUUCGAAAACGACCGUUUGAGAAACGCUUAUAUAGCGUUACAGGCGUGGAAGGAAGCCAUUCUCUCCGAUCCCAAGAACCUCACGCAGGACUGGGUGGGACCCAAUGUCUGCAACUACUCCUACGUUUUCUGCGCUCCGGCGCCGGACAACCAUAAGAUCCGCACCGUCGCCGGAAUCGACCUCAACCACGGCGACAUUGCCGGAUACCUCCCGGAGGAGCUAAGUUUACUCACUGACCUCGCUCUUCUCCACAUCAACACUAACCGCUUCUGCGGCACUUUGCCGCACAAGUUCGACCGGCUGAAACUCCUCUUCGAGUUAGAUCUCAGCAACAACCGCUUCGCCGGGAAGUUCCCCGACGUGGUGCUGCGCUUGCCGCUGCUCAAGUUUCUAGAUCUGAGAUUCAACGAAUUCGAAGGUACGGUUCCCAAGGAGCUCUUCGACAAGGACCUGGACGCGAUUUUCAUCAAUGACAACCGCUUCGUCUUCGACUUACCGGAAAAUUUCGGAAACUCGCCGGUGUCGGUGAUUGUGCUGGCGAACAACCGCUUCCACGGAUGCGUGCCGGCGGGAAUCGGCAAGAUGAAGGGGCUGAACGAGAUUAUUUUGAUGAACAACGCGUUCAAGUCGUGCUUCCCUGCGGAGAUAGGGUUGCUGCAGAACUUGACGGUGUUCGAUGUGAGCUUCAACCAGUUGCUGGGGCCUUUGCCUGAUGCUAUUGGUGGUGCGGUGAGUUUGGAGCAGUUGAAUGUGGCGCAUAACUUACUUUCGGGGAAGAUUCCAGAGAGCAUUUGUAAGCUUCCGAAUCUGCAGAACUUUACUUACUCUUAUAACUUCUUCACUGGCGAGCCGCCAAGAUGUCUCGCUUUGCCGGCGUUUGAUGACCGCCGCAACUGCCUUCCGGCCAGGCCUGCCCAGCGCUCCGCUGGGCAAUGUAAGUCGUUUUUGUCGCACCCUGUCGAUUGUAAUUCGUUUAGGUGUAAGCCUUUUGUGCCUUCAUUGCCUCCUCCUCCUCCUCCCUCACCACCAUUGCCAUCGCCGCCUCCGCCGUCGCCUGUUUACAUUCCUCAUUCCCCUCCACCACCCCCACCGCCGGUGUAUUCGCCACCACCUCCACCACCAGUGUAUUCGCCGCCUCCACCGCCUCCAACGUAUUCGCCACCACCACCGCCACCGUCUCCUCCACCACCACCACCACCGGUUUAUUCCCCCCCUCCGCCACCACCGUCCCCGCCUCCUCCUUCACCACCACCACCAGUUUAUUCUCCACCUCCGCCACCACCUUCACCACCACCACCAUCACCUCCUCCGCCUUCACCUCCACCACCAGUCUAUUCACCACCUCCUCCACCACCUUCACCCCCCCCACCAUCGCCGCCGCCACCAUCACCACCACCACCCACGCCAACAUAUUGUGUAAGGUCUCCACCACCACCUUCACCGCCCCCGCCAUCACCUCCACCUCCACCACCUCCAGUAUUCUCCCCACCACCACCUGUGCAAUACUAUUAUAGCUCACCACCACCUCCACAACACUCUCCACCGCCACCUCCACCUCAUUCGCCACCGCCACCACCACAUUCACCACCACCACCACCACCAGUUUAUCCCUAUUUAUCACCGCCACCACCUCCUCCAGUUCACUCUCCUCCCCCACCAGUUUAUUCACCACCACCGCCACCCCCAUCUCCACCACCUUGUAUAGAGUCACCUCCUCCGCCACCACCUCCACCACCUUGUGAAGAGCAUUCACCACCACCACCAUCACCACACUCUGCACCUUACCAUCCGCCACCAUCACCAUCACCACCACCUCCCCCAAUUCAAUAUAAUUCACCACCACCACCAUCACCGCCACCUCCAACACCUGUUUAUCAUUACAAUUCACCGCCACCACCGUCAUCUCCACCACCUGCACCUGUAUAUGAAGGGCCUUUGCCACCCGUCAUCGGAGUCUCGUAUGCAUCUCCUCCUCCACCACCCUUUUAUUGAUUCUUUUGAGAACUUUUCUCCUCUAACCCUUCGCCUCUACCAUAGCAACGAAAAAAAACCAAAAACACCCAUUCAAGAUCAGUUCAUACUUUUGUUAUUAUUGGUGGCCAUUUCUUCCGUGCCCUCUUCUUCCUGUGCCAGCCAGGUCAAGUACGCGACACUCGUCGCAAAAUUAAUAAAACCUGAGAAAUCGAGAAGGGCUUGUGUAAGGCUGCACACGUUUUUUGUAAUAUGGGAUGAAAACUGAGAAGAGGUUGUUACAGUGGAUUGAGGUUAGAGGAGAAAGUCUCUCCAUAUUGAUUUGAAUUGUUAUGGAUAUUCAGAGUUGUGAAAUAAAAAUGGCUGCGAAAGAGUAGGUUGCAGAGAAAAUGUGUAUGUAUAGGGAUGGAUUUGGAGACCAUAAUUCAGGGUUGCAUAGACAGUAGUGACACUUUCUGUUGCUGCUGCAUGUUUGUGGAGUUUAUUGUUAUUGUCUCUCUUAUAUCAUACUUUUUUUUUUUUGCUUUAAUUUUGUUUCUUUAUAGUAUAAUUUAUGAACAUUUUACAUGUAUUGAUUUUCUGAAUUGAGGUAAUUCCUUUCUCGUAUCAGUGUCUCAAAAAUGUUACUCUGCUAUGAGAAUGUUGUGUGUGCUUUUGCUUCACUUACCAAAUCUAUCUGCAUUUAA